AGUUAGAGCACAUCGGCGGCGGGCGCGGAGGCGGCGGCAGCAGCAGCGGGCGCGGAGCAGCGGCGGCAGGACGGCAGCCGAACCUUCCUCGGCCGAGGGAGCGGCGGGAGCGGGAGCCGCGGCGGGAGCAGGAGAAGCAGCAGCAGCAGCAGCCGCCGCCCCCUCCUCCGGCCUUGAGCGCGCGGGCCCCAGAAGGGGGCGCGCCUCCAGUCCCCAUCCCGCAGCCGGGCGGCUACGCGGCGGCGAAGGAGGAGGAGGAGGCGGCGCUGACGCAGCAGCGUGGAGCCCGGGACUCGGGCGCCCCGGGGCGUUCCAGCCGCCGGAUUCCAGCCCGGCCGGGGCCUCCGCCUGCCCUGGGUGGGCCCGCUUGAGCCGAACGACGACGGAGGAGCAGCAGCCCGCCAGCGCCCCGGGGUGGACAUUGAUCCUAUGACGCAUGCCCGGAAGAAACAGCUCUUACUUCUGAAACACUCAGCUGGUUCUGCUGGCCAAGCUUUGUCACCGAUUGACGGUGAGAGAAUGGAUAGGACUGAGGCGGAGGAUUGCGAGCGAGGCAAUGGCGCUGAGGGGCAAACCUGCCAGAGUCGAUUUGCAGGCGUGAAUAAAAGCAGGAAUUUGCAGGAACUCAGAAAGACGUAUCCAUUGAGAAAACGCCUCAGCUCACCCGUGGAUAAAAAAACAUGCUCCGUGCUCCUCACUAGAUUGGAGGAUGUUGCCGGAUCCCUGUCGGAGGAGACUCAGAGUGGGAUGAAGAGAGGUCUCGCCCAUUGUAUGGAUGACUUCAGACCCGCCUGCCUUCCGGAUCGCGUUCAGGUCGUGAGAGCAGCGAAACAAGAGCCAUCGGCAGGGAGAUGCACAAUAUCGUGUUCUGGGACCGGGCUGCAGGGAAGCGAUGCUUGUCUUGCAGAACCCAGGAAGCGCAGGUUAGCCUCGCUGAACGCAGAGGCAGUCAACAACCUGCUUUUCGAACGGGACGACGGCUUAAUAACCGGCCGGCGUUUCCGGAAAGAUCCCCCCAAAGUCAGUGGAGUUUGUUGCACUAAGAAUAUCUGCUGCAGUACUCAGGGCGCUUGGCCCUCGGUGGAAAAGCAGAGCUCCAAGGCAGCAAAGGGAAAGAACCAAAACCGACCGAGUCCGAAGUGUGCUCCUCAGCCGCUGGAUGGUGUCGUCGACGGGAAAGGGCGGGAGGAUGGCGGGAUUUCCUACCACCCUGCUCCAAAGAGAGUGGCCAGUCUCAACGCCGCGGCGUUUCUGAAACUGACCCAUGAGAAAGACCAGCCGCUGAAGCCCAGGAGUAAAUCCACUGGGGAAAAAGAGAGCAAGCCUGAAAACCACGGUUCCAAAUCUAAGCUCAAAUGGGCCAAAGCCAGUGGGAAAAACUGCGUUAAAUCCAAAAAGGAAACAUCCAGUGUAAACAUAGAAGGUCAUCAUAGCUGGCAAGGAGUCGCUGAGGGCGUAUUUACAAAAGCAGCCCAUCAGGAUCCUCCUAGAAUUUUGGGGGAAACGGAGUCUGUCAGUUACGAGCCGCUACCUAACUCUUGCGAAGGCCCAGAGGGUUUCUAUCACAGACUGCCUUUGCUCAUGGGUGGGCAAGCCUCUAUGAAACCUGAAUAUGGAAGACCCGGAGAGAAAUCUCCGACUCCCAAGCAGGAAUUUCAUCAGCCUUCCUUCCCAGUACCUCAGUUCCACCCUUUGCCCGUGCCAGGAAACCAUACGGAUUGUGGCUGCCUCUACGAAUCGUCGGACUUGACUCCAUUGAAUGGGUUUUAUGUUUAUUAUGGCCAAAGCGGAUACAAUGAUUACACUCACUGCUCUGUUUACCCGAAGGAUGAGCUGUCCCAGGCGACGGGUUGCGAGGGGCUUUUGGUGUCUCCGGGUUCUUUACCGCCAGACCCCUCGUUUCAGCCAUUUCACUGGUGUAGCUCUCCCUACUGUUGUGGGGAAGGACCGGCAAUUAACAGUUACAGCCUUUGUGGAGUUAUGCAUGUACCGGAGAGCAGAAUCAGUACUGUGCACGCAGGGCGGAACUGCUACCCUUAUAAGAUGCCUUUUGCAGCAGACAGCUGCAAGUCUCUGGACCAGCUGAGCCUCACAAUCCCUGUGGCAGGGCACCCUGUUUCACCUGCCCACCCACUCUCAGGAUGUCCGGUACCAAGUGUGCCACCAGCUGCAGAACCUGUUCCUCACUUGCAGACGCCCAACUCGGAGCCCCAGACUAUGGCCCGUGAGUGCCCACAGAGCUCCAAGCCUCCCAGUGGCUCCAAAUCAGGCCUCCGCAACACCGCCAGCUGUUUACAUGUGUCCGACAGCAAAACCGUUGGGGGUCACUCUCAUCCAAAGCAGCAACGGAUCAACCGGAGAAGAGCCACCAAUGGCUGGAUACCCAUUGGAGCAGCCUCCGAGAAGGCUGUCUAUGUUGUGAACGAACCAGAGCCAGCUGUUCGCAAGAGCUACCAGGCCGUGGAGAGAGAUGGAGAAAUCAUCCGGGUCCGAGACACAGUCCUCCUGAAAUCUGGACCACGAAAGAAAUCUAUGCCUUAUGUGGCAAAGAUAUCAGCCCUAUGGGAAGACCCCAAAACAGGGGAGCUGAUGAUGAGCCUCCUGUGGUACUACAGACCAGAGCACACUCAGGGAGGCCGCAAUCCUAGCAUGCAUCAGAAUGAGAUCUUUGCAUCCCGACAUCAGGAUGAAAACAGUGUUGCCUGUAUCGAGGAGAAGUGCUAUGUCCUGACCUUUGCAGAAUACUGCAGAUUUUGUGCCUUGGCGAAGCGUCGAGUGGAGGGGAUCCCGGGCAAGAAAGCCGUGAUGGUUCCUCCGUCGGAAGAGUAUUCCACCCCUGCCCAUCGCAAGGUGCCAGAGGACACCGACCCCGAGUUGGUUUUCCUCUGCCGCCAUGUCUACGACUUCCGGCAUGGGCGCAUCUUGAAGAAUCCGCAGUAGCCGAGCUCUGCAGCUCCGUGGGGUUGACAAGUGGCGGUGGCUGGAGAGCCGAGGGCAGCCUGACCUCCUUGCCGGCACGUGCUGUGGCGGAGCCCUGCCCUUGGGCACAGGAGGGGAUGCCCAAGCACUCUAUCCUCUGCGUUUGGGGAGCAGAUUUCCUGCCGAGGCAGAUGUUCAAAGCACAGCACUUCAUAUAAAGAGCAUAAAUGGAAAUAUAUAUCUAUAGAGAAAUGUGUGUGUGUGUAUAUAGAUAUAGGUACUUGCUUCUGUAAAUCUAUAUCUAUAUAUAUAUAUGUACAAUGAGCAUCUUAUAAGGGGGGGGGGAGGGGGGAGGGGAAAGGGCAGGGUGGUCCAGGGGAUAAAAGCCAGUAUAAACUGAAUCCAGAGCCAGUCUUGGGGAUGGUUAGAGCAUACAGAAGAGGAACUAGUGCAGAAGAGAGCUGAGCUGCUGUGGGCCCUUGAUCUCGUGUCCUCGAUAUGAAGGCUGAGGCAGAGAUCCUUCUGAUCAGUGUCAUACUUGAGGUUGGAGAAGCACCCCUGUUUGGGAGACGUGUACGUGCUGCGUAUCCUUGCCACAUACUGAACAUGUUUUGGUAAGGGGAGGAGGACCACGCUUGCUUUCUGGGGUUGUCCAGUCCGUUGUUUGCUUUCCUGACUGGCUUUGAGCUUCAGCUCCAAAGCAGGAAGUGGGAAAGAUGCAAUGGGAUUACUUCAGACCAUUAUGAAAAGCUGCGUAGAUUUAAUACACACACACACAUGAGAGAAAACAGGGUCCAACCUUAAGGAUCACUGCUUCAGAAGUGGGCAAGCACCUGAACAGCUCCCAGAGCUUAAUUGACAGCUGCUACAAAACCGAUACCUUCCCUCCAGAUGUUUGGAGAGGCAUCCCUUCUGCUGGUUGAAAUAGUGGAUAUUCUUUCCCAUCCCGAUUCCAUUUUCUUUGCUCUUAUUUCCAGCCCUUGUAGAACCUGGAUUUGCACACUCCAGCGUACUCGGGGAGGGCUUCAAAGCCAGAGUUAGCAAGGACGUUGUACCGCUUGAACUGCAUUCUUUUCGAAACAGGCAUCCUAACUUGACCAGCCUGGUCUGCUUUUGCCUGCCUACCUCUCUCCUCUCCCAAACACCUCCCCACCCCCCCACCCCCCAAAAAAAUCUCCUCUUAACACUGACAUCUGAGCAUGCCCACCAAGGCGAGACUCUUUGGCUCCCAAAAGGAACUGACCAAUGAGAGGUUUGCAUUUUGGAGAGAGAGAAUAAAAACUUGCUACCUGAUUCCUACGGAUACUUCUGCCUCUUGCCUUACAUGUAUAGGUGUUAGAAAGAAAGAAAAAACUACUUUAGUUUUGGCUUUAACACGAAGCUAUUUCAGUUAAUUCUAAAAGCAAACCAAAGGACAGCAUACGAAAGAGCCCGCUGAACCGGUCACACAAAGCUGGGAUUCCAUUUGUAGAUUGCACUAAUUCUAAAGAAUGAGAAUUAACACUGGAUCAGUCGAUGUGCUUGCUGAUGGCCAGAGUCGCUCACCCGAACGAGGGACCUGUGGGGGUUGCUUUUUGGGUGUGUGUGUGUUGGGGGAGGGAGUGUUCUGAACUGAACUGAACUAGUGUUAUACGAUGAUAGAAACGUUCCUACGGCUUUAAUAUUGUCGUCUUUUUUCAAGUAGAAGUAGUACUUGCCCGCAGGCUGGAACGGAGUCUCGCCACCUGGGCUCUCUCUGCCUGCCUGGCCCGGAGGAAGUAGCCCUGCCAUGUUCAGUUCCUUGUGCCAUGAGCACGAGUGGAGAUCUGCAGAUUUUGCUCAUCAUACCAAAGAUGGGAAAGUGAUGGGGAGGAGAGAGAGAGGUUGAGAAGGUCAAAGCAAGAGAUGGUUGGUUAUACCUCAAGGUCACGAGGAGACGAUUCCUACUGUGUUUUAGUAGGGAAAGGAUUUGCUCCCUGCCGUUACGGGGGAAAUCCCCACCCUAAUUCCGAGCAAGAAUCUGUGGCUGAUCCAAGCUGGCUAGUGCCAAAGUAAUGGCUUUAUUCCCCCCGUAACCAUUGCUUGGGCACGUCGGAGGGCUCUUGGGAGUUGCCGGUGCUACAAAGCACACCUUGUUAUAGCACAGGAAUGGAACAGAAGUUUCCAUGUGAUAUUUCCCUCAAGCAGGCGAGAGAGCCUGACCAUGAGGGAGGCUCAGAUUGGAUGGAAGGAAGGGUAGGGCUGGCAUCACUCUUUUCAGUUUAGAGGUAUGCUGGGGUGGUUUGGGAGCAAUACUGUGGGUUCCGUAGUUGCUGCCUGUUCUUCCAUUUGCCUGGUUGAAGAGGGAAUUGUAGGGGAAAGAGAAUGACUGGAAUAGGGAAUGUUCCCAGAAUGAUAUGGGGAAAGUGUGUGGUGUGUGUGUGUGUGUGUGUGUGUGUGUGUGUGUUAGGAGUUGAGUAGUCUGAUCUAUGCAGAAUCAGAUUUGGGGUUCCUUUCUCCGCCCGUGUAAUUGGGGGUGGGGGAAAGAAACCACGUUGCUAGGUAUCCUCUUUUUCCGGGGAGGGGGGGAAAUAGUAGUGUUCAUGGUAUAGUGAAGGGAAUCCUCACAGCUUUUGAUUCGAGACUCAUGUUCAGGGUGCUACUGCCCUGAAGAAAGAGCUUUUGGGAAAACAGAGACCAGACUCAUUUCCUGAAAGAUCUGAUGUCUGCUACUGCUUCCUCCUCCUCCUUCGUCCUGCCUCCUCUCCAGGCAGGAACAAAGAAAACAAACUCACACAAUUGUACAAAUGGAAAGAAAUUGUAUAUCUGCCCAGGUUCGGGGGUGGGCUAGAAGCCCCCUAUCUGGAGAGGAGAACCCCUAACCCUUCCGUGCUUCUGAUAUUGUCAGAAUCUACUUCAGGCCAAGAAAUAUUGUUUAAAGACUUGUGUGGUUGUUUUAUGCUGUUUUGCGGGCAGCAUGUAAAUGAUUUGAAAUGUCUUAUCUGAAAUGAAAAUAUUUCAUGCUUUUUUAAUCUAUUAGAUAUGGAAAUAUUUUUGAAACUGAAAAUGCAGUCAGUAGAAUUUAAAUUGAAAUGUAAUACAUGUAAAAUAUAUUUUAGUUGAUAAUUUUGUAAAAUGCACUUUUUUGUGUCUCUUCCCUUGUUUCCCAGAUCUGUAUUUCAGUGUUUACAGAUGGAAUGAGAGCAUUCCCUAUACCCUCCUUCUGUGAAAAAGAUAUAUUAGAAGUAAUUCUUUAAAAUAAAUUUGAGAAAUUGUAUUGAUUUAGAAAACAAA
Molecule: messenger RNA, 6171 nt
Organism: Podarcis muralis (Common wall lizard)
Lineage: Eukaryota; Metazoa; Chordata; Lepidosauria; Squamata; Lacertidae
Gene: BAHD1
Product: bromo adjacent homology domain containing 1
Biological process (GO): heterochromatin formation; negative regulation of DNA-templated transcription
Cellular component (GO): chromatin silencing complex
Molecular function (GO): chromatin binding; transcription cis-regulatory region binding
Source: RefSeq, a predicted model, not a curated record